This is a messenger RNA of Syzygium oleosum, 1421 nucleotides long. Its product is annotated as E3 ubiquitin-protein ligase SPL2-like. Gene Ontology annotation, molecular function: ubiquitin-protein transferase activity. Gene Ontology annotation, biological process: protein ubiquitination; organelle organization. The coding region runs from base 33 to 1220 and encodes 395 amino acids. The transcript has 6 exons. Lineage: Eukaryota; Viridiplantae; Streptophyta; Magnoliopsida; Myrtales; Myrtaceae. The record is from RefSeq and is a predicted model, not a curated record.
UCUCGAUUCACUUUUCCGGAUCAUUCUCAACUAUGUCCUCGCACGAGCAAGCCGUAGUCUCUCUCCUCUCCAACAUCGCCCUCUCAAUCGACGGCGCCGCCGUCCUCGGCCUGACCCUUGCUUACGCCGCCGCCCGCACGAUCGUCAAGUUCACCUCCAGCUCCUCCGCUCUCCGCAAGCUCCAGGACGCCCCGUCGGUCCUAGCUUCCGACCUCCGGUCCAUGCUCGAUGUCGAAGGCGGUUCCGAUUCGUCGAGCCGGUCGGAAAGAGAGGUGUUCGUGAUCGUGCGCGGCUCCGUGAUGGCGAAAUGGGCUGCCGAAGGAGGGAAGUGUGGCAGCUUGAGGGAGAAUGUCUUGUUCUCGCAUAUCUCCGGUGAUAGGGCGGCGGUGAUCAUACAGAGGACUCAAACUUGCAUAUACAAUGAGUGGAAGAGAUUUUUUGGAUGGACUUCAGAUCUACUCGCUAUCUUGUCAAGAUCCUUGCGAAAACGAAAAUCCUCAUCACUAAGAACGAUUCCUUUUGUGCUACUUAAUGGCAGUCCAUUGCCAGUAGGGAAUUAUGUCGUUGUGAACAUGGAUGGUUCAAAGCAUCAUCUACCUCUUACCACAGUAUUUCAACAACUGCAGCCGAUUAAUACAUCUCCUUGCACAUUCCUUCAGGCAAUUUUUGGUCAUGAAUACCCUGUUGCACUGCUAGAUGAGGAGAAAAUUCUUCCAAUAGCAAAGCAUGUCACUGCUGUCGGCCAUUGCUUUUUGAAAAAUGGCAUUCCGGAGAUCAAGUCAUGCAGUGACCUUCCAUAUUUCCUUACCGAGAUGACAAAAGAUCAGAUGGUGAUUGUUCUUGCCUUCCAGACAAAGAUACUCUUCUGGAGUAGUAUUUUUCUUGGAUCGGCAUCAAUUGGUAUCCUUGGAUUUGCUUUUGUGAGAAAUUGGUACAGAUGGAAAGAAUGGAGGCAGCGUAGACAGCAUGAGCAGUUGCAGCAGAGCCGUGCUGCAGUUGACGAGCCCAACACUCCCAUUGCAGAGGAUGGAUCGGAAGAUGUACCAGAUAGACAGUUAUGUGUAAUUUGUUUAGUGAGGAGGAGGAGAUCCGCUUUUGUUCCAUGCGGUCAUCUUGUGUGUUGUCAUCGAUGUGCAUUAUCUGUGGAACGGGAGGUUUCACCAAAAUGUACUGUUUGUAGGCAGACGAUCUCCAAUUCAGUCCGGAUCUAUGAUUCUUGAGUAUAUUAUUGAUUCUGUUUCUGUUAGUCAAAGGGUGGGAAGAUGUAAUUGUUAGCUUUUCUUCCUUGAAAUAUUCUUAGAAAAAGAGCAUGCCCAUCCUUUAAUAGAGAGACCACAGUGAACUGGUGAUUAUUUCUUGUGUAAACGAGUAACGAUGCUCCGCACGUAUCUCCUUCCGUGAAUAUAGUGUUAUUCUGUAAA